CAUCGAUGCUCGAAAGAAUAAUUUUCUCGAAUGUCGCAUAUUAAUUGGCGAUGAAUAUAAACGGAAAUGGCAGCUGUAUUAACAAGCUUAAUCGACACUACUUCCGUUCUUGGACUCAGUUUGAUUCCAUUUUUGGCCAUCGGUCUCACCAUUUAUAGAUACAAUAACCUCGAUCCAGAAUCACAUCCGCAAAAUGUGCGAGAGCUGCUACGAAUGUACGACUUCAUAGUGAUUGGAGGUGGCAGCGCGGGUGCCGUGGUGGCCUCGAGAUUAUCGGAAGUACCCAAUUGGACGGUGCUACUUUUGGAAGCUGGCGGUGAUGAGAACGAAAUUUCGGAUGUUCCCCUACUUGCCAGCUACAAUCAGCUGACAGAAUUCGAUUGGAAGUAUCAGACUUCACCACCCAGUACAUCCGCCUAUUGUCUCGCCAUGAUAGGCGAUAAAUGUAAAUGGCCUCGCGGCAAAGUUCUGGGAGGAAGUAGUGUUCUCAACGCCAUGAUUUAUGUACGUGAGAUUGCUUGUAGGCACGAUUACGAUAAUUGGGCUCUAUUAGGUAAUACGGGAUGGAGCUAUGAGGAAGUACUCCCUUAUUUCCUCAAGUCUGAGGACAAUCGUAAUCCGUAUUUAGCAAGAACACCUUACCACAAGACAGGAGGUUACCUGACAGUACAAGAGCCAUCUUGGAGAACUCCUCUGGCGAUUGCUUUUUUGCAGGCUGGUCAAGAAAUGGGCUAUGAAAAUCGCGACAUAAACGGAUUCAAUCAAAGUGGCUUUAUGUUGACGCAAGCAACGAUUCGACGUGGCAGUCGAUGCUCGACAGCGAAGGCCUUCCUACGACCGAUAAAGAAUAGACCAAACCUGCACAUAGCAAUGCACGCUCAGGUUCUAAGGGUGCUUUUCAACGCCGAAAAAAGAGCAACGGGUGUAGAAUUUCUUCGCGACGACAAACAACGAAUUGUGAGAUGCAGAAGAGAGGUUGUCUUGUCUGCCGGUGCGAUUAAUUCACCUCAAUUACUCAUGUUGUCCGGAAUCGGUCCCAGCGAGCACUUGACCGAGUUUGGUAUACCUGUAAUAUCCGACUUACGAGUCGGGGAUAAUCUUCAGGAUCACGUGGGUCUUGGUGGAUUGACUUUCUUGGUGAACGAGUCGAUUACUUUAAUAAGAGAACGAUUUCAAAUCUUCUCGGUGAUGUUUGAAUACAUUGUAAAGGAACAAGGACCCCUGACUACUCCAGGAGUCGAGGCAUUAGCCUUUCUUAAUACUAAAUACGCUGACGAGUCCGGCGAUUAUCCGGAUAUACAGUUUCACUUUGCGCCAAGUUCCAUCAACUCCGACGGCGAACAAAUAAAAAAGAUUCUCGGUCUGAGAGAUCGUGUGUACAACGUUAUGUACAAGCCCUUGCACAAUGUCGAGACUUGGUCAAUUCUACCGCUUCUACUGCGACCAAAGAGCACGGGUUGGAUCAGGUUGAAGAGCAAAAACCCCUUGGUUCAACCAGACAUUAAUCCCAACUACUUUACUCAUAAGGAGGACAUGGAUGUUCUCGUGGAAGGGAUCAGGCUGGCGAUGCGGGUGUCCAACACUAGCGCGUUUCAGCGAUUCGGCUCGAGACCUCACACGAUUCGUAUGCCGGGCUGUCACAAAUAUCCGUUCGAUACAUACGAAUAUUGGGAGUGCGCCAUACGACACUUCACCUUCACAAUUUACCAUCCGACAAGUACCUGCAAGAUGGGGCCGCGGAGCGAUUCCACAGCUGUCGUGGAUCCGCGAUUAAAAGUUUACGGAGUCAAGGGACUCAGAAUCGCUGAUGCUUCCGUAAUGCCAACCAUUGUCAGCGGCAAUCCGAACGGGCCGACUAUCAUGAUUGGUGAGAAAGCCAGUGACAUUAUCAAGGAGGAUUGGCGAGUGAAGGGAAAGGGAAGUACCAGACAGAGACGAUGAAGGAAAUUGGGAUUUUGAAAUUAUACGUUGUAUAUCUCGUCGUAUCCAGAUAUCGCUGCGCUUGGCUUAGCGCCGAGACUAUCAUGUCUCCAGAUAACUAAAAUGCCAAUUAUAUCGUACAAAAAUUACUACUAAG
Mycetomoellerius zeteki is the source of this 2077-nucleotide messenger RNA. RefSeq names its product glucose dehydrogenase [FAD, quinone]. Lineage: Eukaryota; Metazoa; Arthropoda; Insecta; Hymenoptera; Formicidae. The transcript has 3 exons. Gene Ontology annotation, molecular function: flavin adenine dinucleotide binding; oxidoreductase activity, acting on CH-OH group of donors. Bases 67 to 1941 code for a protein of 624 amino acids. The record is from RefSeq and is a predicted model, not a curated record.